This is a messenger RNA of Jaculus jaculus (lesser Egyptian jerboa), 2058 nucleotides long. RefSeq names its product myelin basic protein (gene Mbp). Gene Ontology annotation, cellular component: internode region of axon; neuronal cell body; cell periphery. The record is from RefSeq and is a predicted model, not a curated record. Bases 153 to 1139 code for a protein of 328 amino acids. The transcript is spliced from 10 exons. Gene Ontology annotation, biological process: myelination. Gene Ontology annotation, molecular function: structural constituent of myelin sheath. Lineage: Eukaryota; Metazoa; Chordata; Mammalia; Rodentia; Dipodidae.
ACGAGCCUGCGGUCACCCCCGGCAAGGUAGCAGCGCCCGCGGCCCCGCGGAGCCCGCCCCUCGCGGGGGAACCCACCCUCCGGACCUCGCCGGCGGCCCUGCGCCUCGGAGCGGGAGCGCAGCAGCGCUUUUGAAGGUCCCAUCAGGUCAGGAUGGGAAACCACGCCGGCAAGCGAGAGUCAACUGCUGACAAGGCCAGUAAGGAUGGUGAGACUAACAGACGAGAAGCUGAGAAAAAGAGAAACCACGGUGAGCUUUCUCAGACAGCCUCGGAAGACAGUGACGUCUUUGGGGAGGCAGAUGCCAUCCAGAACAAUGGGACCUCGGCUGAGGACACAACGGUGACAGACUCCAAGUGCACAGUGGACCCAAAGAAUGCCUGGCAGGGAGCCCACCCAGCUGACCCGAGGAGCCGCCCCCACUUGAUCCGCCUCUUUUCCCGAGAUGCCCCGGGGCGGGAGGACAACACCUUCAAAGACAGGCCCUCCGAGUCGGACGAGCUGCAGACCAUCCAAGAAGACACCGUAGCAGCUUCUGAAGGCCUGGAUACGAUGGCAUCACAAAAGAGACCCUCCCAGAGGCACGGAUCCAAGUACCUGGCCACAGCAAGUACCAUGGACCAUGCCAGGCAUGGCUUCCUCCCAAGGCACAGAGACACGGGCAUCCUUGACUCCAUCGGGCGCUUCUUUAGCGGUGACAAGGGUGCACCCAAGCGGGGCUCCGGCAAGGUACCCUGGCUAAAGCAGAGCCGGAGCCCUCUGCCCUCUUAUGCCCGCAACCAGCCUGGGCUUUGCAACAUGUACAAGGACCACGCAACAAGAACUCACUACGGCUCCCUGCCCCAGAAAUCGCAACGUGGGGCCCAAGAGGAAAACCCUGUAGUCCACUUCUUCAAGAACAUCGUGACACCUCGCACACCACCUCCAUCUCAAGCAAAGGGGAAAGGCCUGUCUCUCAGCAGAUUUAGCUGGGGGGCCGAGGGGCAGAAGCCAGGAUUUGGCUAUGGAGGCAGAGCUUGCGACUAUAAAUCGGCUCACAAGGGAUUCAAGGGGGCCCACGACGCCCAGGGCACGCUUUCCAAAAUCUUUAAGCUGGGAGGAAGAGACAGCCGUUCCGGAUCUCCCAUGGCGAGACGCUGAAGCCCUCUGGGCUUAGACCUUCCCAAAUCCUGCCCUCUGCUUCUUAAUUAUCACCUGCCUUAAACUUUAAUUCCCUUUGCACCAACUAGCUAGUCCGAGCCGACGUCCCCUCCUAACCUGGUGGAGCUGUGCACGCUUUGGGGCCGGGCCCACAGCGCCUUGACUGGCAGCCGAGGGUCUUCCAGGCCCUGCACCGUUCCCCGUGCACCUUGGCCCACUCCUCGGAUCCAGGUGCACGGACACCCCUCCCAGCCCAUCCCCACUCCGGCCCCGGCCUUCCCUUUCACCGUGAGGGGCGCCCCUCGAGCUGCCGCGGGCACUGCGGACAGACAGGCAGACCACCGCGGAGCACGCGGCGUGGGAGACUGUGUGAUCCGGCAACCUUCCUUGGUUUUCUUCCCCCUAAAGAGCUUUGUUCUUCCUAGCAGGAUCAGGCAGUCUGGGAGUGGCUUAUGCACUGUGGGCUUGUGGUACGUGAGCGCAGGCUGGGCAGCUGUGAGAGUCCAGAGUGGGGUGAGCCCAGGGGCGCCUCCAGGCCGGCUGCUCCCUGCACCCCACCAGCUGAUUUGGAGCGUGACAGAGGGAGGGAAAGGGGCGAACGGGCUGGGCAGUGGCCCCAACGGGAGACGGGGACUUCAGGAAGCAAGACGUCGUGCGUGGCCAUCAAACGUCACCAUCGCUCCUUGGUGGCCCCCAGAGCAGCUGCCAUCAAGGACCCCGUUUCCUCGCAGAGCCCAGGGAGAGUCCAGGGACGUGGUGCAUCUCAGUGGGACUGCAGGAGUGCUCUGGUGGCCUCGCCGGGUCACUCUGGCCACCUGUCCCGUCCGGGGGAGGCCAGCGGCAGCUCUCCCGCCCCCACCUCCCCGGGGCGGUGCUCAUCGGCACCAGCUAACCUCGAUGACAAGAUAACCUCCCCUCU